AAAGUGAAUUCCUUUCACAUCUUCAAAGAAUAUCUGAAACAAUUCCUGACUAAUGAUAUUGCAUCGUCAAACAUGUUUACCAUUAAAUAGCUUAUAGUAGUGCAAUUCUCUGCAUUUCAAGAAGCUGCAACAGAAGGGACUAGACUUUCAAAAGGACUUGAUGGGGUGGUGGUUGUUCAUAAAAUCCUGCAGCACUUCCCUUCUUUGAGCUACUGAAUCAUUAGGACUAAGGAAGCUUCCAGUUCGUCAGCUGUUGUAAAUGCAGCUCCACUGACAAUGAUGGGCUGAUGCUGUUUCUCGAGGACCUAGCUGCCUGACGCUAGCCUUCAUCAGAGCCAAAAAGCGUGUUAUUUGGGAUACUGCACGUAUGUGAUUGAAACAGCCAUAGAACACUAGUCUUUCUCCGGUUUCUGUGUGCUUAUUGAUACUGCUGUAUGGAAAGGACAAUUAGAGGGGCGGGGAGAUCUGGAUUCUCCUGCUGUAAACCUCUGGGUGACUUUGGAUGCAGUACUAUACUGCCUGCUGCAUUGGUUUCCCCAUCUGAUGGAGGCAGUCUUUCAGGGAAGGCAAGAAAUCUUUCAAGUCCUUUGGAAAUGCUUCAGGAAAUGAUAGCACAGUACAAAGAAGUCCUGGUUGGAAAAACAGAGCUGAAGGCUGGAACGAGUGACAGUAGGAGGGAGUCUGGAGCUGAAAAGCCGCAUGGCCAAGUGCCCUAGGAACUUCAGCUUUAGAGCAGCAAAAGGUGAGUGCUUCUUCCUGUAUCAGAGCGGUUUGAACAAUCCAGAUUAAACCUUUUUUUCCUUCAAAUGGCCCAUUUGGGAGCAUGUGGAUCUGUACCCUCUUUGUCAUCACCUCGUUCCCCUAUGGGCCCAAAUGCUUGAUCAGUGCAAGUACUCCUGCCCAAGAGAGUGUGCCUCAGCAGAGGAGCCAGAAGACAUUUCUACCUGCCCCAUAACCUCCCUCCCUUUGCUUUCCUGCCUGGAAAGGUAACACGGGACUGUGUGGCACAAGCAGAACAGGCACUGCUGCGUGAACCAUUAGGAAUGUGUAAUUGCUCCUCAGUAAGUUGCCAGACUGCCUUAAAAAGGACUAGUACGCAGGAUGCUUAGGGUUUGGGUUUGGUCAGUUCCGGCGGUUGUGGAACUCCCUUCAUCAACCAAAGGUGGGGAAAAAGGCAAAUUAUUGAAAGCUGGUUCAGUCUGGGAAUUAUUUAAGCCUUAAAAUAGCUUUUCAGAAUGCGUAUGCUUCCCCCCAUCCCUAAUUACUUUGAAGCUUGGCUGCUCCUGCUGCACUGCAAUAGCAGAAACCCGGGCUCUGUCCCUAAACCCUCAGCCUGGGCAGCCGCAGGCCGGAGUUAGGGACUGCGUAAGCGCGGCUCCGUGCCGAGCCCGCGCAGGGGCUGGAGGCUGGCCGGUACAGACGCUCACGCACGUUUUCAAGAUACGGUUUAUUGCUGUGGCAAUGACAGAAAACAGCACCCGGGAUCAGCAAUGCCCAAAUAAAAGCCCUUUUUUUUUUUUUAAAAAAAAAAAAAAGUAAAUUUAAAGAGUAAGGUUUUCACAAGUGCAAGCUUCUUUGCAGACAGUUGGCUUCUCCUGAAACCAACAGCCGUUCCCCCGAGCCUCGGCCGGCGGCCCUCUGAUGUUAACGACCGAGCGGCAAUGCCCCAUUGAGCCUUUAAAGGGGCCUUAAUGGCCCGGGCGAGGCGCGGCCGCCCACCCCCGGGGGAAGCGGCCAUCAGGGCUGAGCACCCUGCCCAGCGCUCCGCGCACUCACUUCGCCGCUCUCAGCCUUGGCGGGCCGGGGCCGGCGUAAGGGCCGCUGCUUCCUCACCCCGGUGCGGUCACAGCCGCCAAAGGGCGCGGGGCAGCCGAGGCCGCCUUCCCGAGCCAGCGCCGCCGGUCAUGGCGGCCCGCCGGCUGUGGCUGUGGCUGUGCCUGGCCUGGCUGCUGAGCCUGCCGGCGGCGGGCGGCCUGCCCCUGGUCCCCAGUCCGCGGGACGAGGUCCUGGCGGCCGCCUUGCAGCGGCUGCGGGAGGUCUUCGACAUCGAGGAGCUGCCGCCCGACGUCCUACCCCGCAAGAAGCCGCCGCAGUUCAUGGUGGAUCUCUUCAACAAGGUGGCCGACGCCAACGGCAUCACCCGCGCCCCGGGGCUGCUGCAGGGCGACGUGGUGCGCAGCUUCGAGGACCGAGUUCCCGUGGACCAGUACCACUUCUACUUCGAUAUCAGCGCGAUGGAGAAGGGCGAGCAGAUGCUGAAAGCCGAGUUCAGGGUCUUCAAGCUGAAGAGGACGCGUGUGUCUACAAGGUCUGAUGUGAAACACUUUUGCAAAGUGGAAGUGUAUGAGCUCUUGGAGAGUGGAAGUAAGGCACGAAAAAAACAUCUCAUAACAUCAAGAUUAUUGUCCAUGUAUACAGAAGGCUGGGAAGUAUUCAACGUCACGCAGACAGUUUCCAAGUGGGUUGGAAACAGCAGCUCCAACCAUGGCUUUUUGAUAACUACAACACAUGUAUUCAGCAACAGAAUUGAGCACAACCUGGUUAAGUUUGCUAAGAGCCAGGGCACUUUGCAGGAGAGUAGAAAUGCUCUCCUUGUCCUCUUCACCAACAGUAACAAACGAAGGUCUGCCAGCUUUGUACCAUCUUCCACAAAACCAGAGAUGAACUCUGCCAAAAAUGAUGCUUCACGCGCACUUCGUGAAACUGGGAUCAUCGAAAGCAGCAAUGCAAGCGUGAGCAGGAGACCUCGAGCUGCUGCAGUCCCUUCUGCCAAAAGCCAAGUAACAGUGUGUCAUCGAAGGGAACUCUACGUUGAUUUCCGUGCUAUUGGCUGGUCAGGAUGGAUUAUUUACCCGAGUGGAUACAAUGCAUUUUAUUGCAGAGGAUCCUGUAUGUUCCCCUUGGGGGAAAGUCUAAAUGCAACAAACCAUGCUACAGUUCAGUCCAUAGUCCACACGCUUAAACUGUCUCAAGAUGUCAGCACGCCCUGCUGUGUGCCAGAUGAAUUGAAAUCCCUCAAUCUUCUCUACUUUGACGACAAGGAGAAUGUGGUCCUUAAAAAUUAUAAAGACAUGGUGGCAACAAGGUGUGGUUGUCAUUAGCAGGACCUUUUUUUGUCUGCGUUUGGUGUGCACCUGGAUUCAGUCCCUAUUUGCCACUGAAGAUACCAAGGGAGAUGGCAUUUCAGUUUGCAGGGCAGGAGAGACAGAAACAGCUGUGCUUCAAAUCCUUCUCCCUUCACCAUGGCUGUGUGGAAAGGUGUUUAAGGCUGGCUUUCGAACAGCUGUGGGCUUCUGGAGGGUAUGCUAACCUGCACGGAGAGCUCUUUGAUUGCCAGUAUACCAGAGGAAACCAUUAAAACCAGGAACUUGCUAUGUGAAGAGAUUGAAACACAAAAAGUUGAGCAAUCAAAUUAAGGUCUUAUCGUGUAUAUUGAGGCUUAGAAUUUCCUGUGAUUUUACAGGCAUGGUAUCCUGCCUCAAUCCAGGGUGGGAUGCAGGUCUAUUAGUAGCACAACCUUAUUCAGCUUUGACUGCAUGAUCCAGUGGGGAUGUACACUCCUUCAUAGGGCUUUCAGGGUAAGUGUUUGCAUGUAGCUAAUCUUGGAGGCCUCUACUGUCUGUAGCUCGUGCAUUACCUGGAAAUGCACUUCUUCCCCCUGUUGUUUAUGCAGCUCUACCAAAUGCAAAGAUCUCCUUGUAAGUCCCCCUGGGACUUGCUAGCCAGUCCGAGGGAAUACAUCGGUCAGUAUUUGUCUGGGAAUCAGCAGACUUAGCUUCCAACUCAGGGCUGCACCUCUGUAUGAUGAAGCGUCAGCCAGUCCCCCUCUUUGUAAAAUCAUUCUCUUCCACCGUGGUCUGCUGUGGCUGUUAAGCUGUGUGGCAGCAGAGGUUGUGUAUUUACAGAGGCUGUACAAUGGGAUCCUAAGCUUGGGUCAGAAUCCCCAUAGUUUAGCAGGAAGAAAGAAGACCGCUAAGCUUUGGAGGUCCAUGAGAACAUGCUGGAUGCUGGUCUAGUCCUGUGUCUGAGGCAAGACUGAUGGAAAGUACUCACUGAUUCCCUUCUAUUCUUGAAGAAUAGGGCAUAGACUGAAAAGGGGCCCCCUAAGGUCUUUCAGUCUUGCUACAAUUUAAUGUAGGUAACCAGCCCAUUGCAGUUCCUCAAUCAACUCAUUGAGUUGUAACUUUAGCCUGGUUAGGUUUCUUGUCUCCAUUAAUCCUUGAAGGAGGCUGGCUUCUCACAGAACAUGACAUCUCCCGUGGGUAGAAACUUCAUGGAGGAUUUUUUUACUCCAAUGAGAUUAAAAAAAAAAAAAAAAGAAAAAUUAUUUAUGUAAACGUUUUUCUUUCUGUAAAUACUGAUGUCUGUAAUAAAUUUAUUGUAUUUAAAACCCAGACACUUGGAGUAUAUUAACUUAAUCUGUAAUAUAAAAUGUUAAUUUUCAAAUAAAUGUAA
Messenger RNA from Grus americana (Whooping crane), 4455 nucleotides. RefSeq names its product bone morphogenetic protein 2-like. Gene Ontology annotation, molecular function: growth factor activity; cytokine activity. The coding region runs from base 1692 to 3101 and encodes 469 amino acids. Gene Ontology annotation, cellular component: extracellular region. NCBI's taxonomy places the organism in Eukaryota, Metazoa, Chordata, Aves, Gruiformes, Gruidae. Gene Ontology annotation, biological process: SMAD protein signal transduction. The record is from RefSeq and is a predicted model, not a curated record. The transcript is spliced from 8 exons.